Messenger RNA from Vespula pensylvanica (western yellowjacket), 9424 nucleotides. RefSeq lists its product as uncharacterized. The transcript has 12 exons. NCBI's taxonomy places the organism in Eukaryota, Metazoa, Arthropoda, Insecta, Hymenoptera, Vespidae. The record is from RefSeq and is a predicted model, not a curated record. Bases 1414 to 8034 code for a protein of 2206 amino acids.
AGGCACAGCCAGUAGCUCCCAGGCAGUGAGACCGCGCGUAACGAUGUAUAACCGGCAUCCGUGCGUCCCACGACGUUAUGUCAUAGAUGACAAUCCUUCUACGUGAAAUUUUUAAUACGUCUUUCAUAUCGGAACUCAAGGUCAAGGAUAACGUAUACAAAAGGAUUUGAAAAAGACGUAUUUAGGACCUUUCACGGCAAUUACUUGGGUAUUUAGUACCUGGUAUUAUUCAGUGUCGAGCUAGGUUUCUUUCUAUUACCUACACCGUAGGAAGAAGAAGAGGAAGAAGAGCUUGGGCUGAGGUGAAUUGGUCGAACACAGUGCUGCCAGUUGCAAGCUCUUUCUCUCUCUCUCUCUCUCUCUCUCUCUCUCUCUCUCUCUCUCUCUCUAUCUGUCUGUCCCUCUCUUUCUCUUUCUAUCUAUCUCUAUCUCUCUCGUUCGCUCUCGCUCCAUCUAUCUAUCUCUCUCAGCGGAGUCGACGCCGAAAGCUCGAUGCAAAUCGACGCCGUUGAAUCUCUUCGAUGAAGAUCGACGUUAGCGUCGGUGGUUUUCCUUCUCUCUAUUUCCCCUCUCUGUGUCUACGUGUCACGGUUCGAUAGCCAGAUGAACGUCGCCGACCCCAGCAGCAUCAUCAGCGUUGGCGUGUACCUGGAGAGUAUAGGAAGUACGUCCUCUGAAACGGUCGACCGCUCUGCUGCCGGAUGUCAACGAACUCCUCGUAGAGAAGAAGCUUUCUCGUGCAUAGCAGAGAAAGAGUUGGAUCGUUACGACGAAGCUAAAGCGAUUCCUAAUUUUUUCGAUGGGGACGAUAGUUUCGGUAACACGACGAUACGAUCUUCCUCGAUAUCAUCGCAGCUACGAAAGAGCUGAUUCGAUCAAAAAUCAAUGAUCGGUCAUUGACUUUCGCACAUGCGGCUUUCGAUGUCCCUGAACGCCGAACGAUUGGUACGAGAAGUGUAAAUCGAUGUCCAGCUGACGGAUGCGCGCGAUGCGAUUGGUGAACGAAUGUCAUCGUUCGAAGCUACAAACAAGUACGUUUACCAAGUACGCGAUAUGCGACGAUCUAAACUCUUAUGAUACGUAUUUGAUGCGAUAGAUGUCCUCUGAUAAUAAGAACUCUUCGAGGAAGAUUUCCACGUAAGGUUGUGCAACGUUGAAACUCUGACGGUUGCCGGAUUAAGCAAAGAGACAGGUUCGAAGUGGCUGCAAAAGUGCAUCGGGAAUAGGAACACAGUGCGAUUAUCUUUCGAAGAAAAGAGAAAGAGAGAGGGAGAGAAAGAGAAAAAGAAAGAAAGAGAUUAGACCAGACGCAAGCGAUUUUAAAACAAGGCUAAUAACGGUAGAAUACUGGUGAGUUUUAGUCAACAUUUGCUGGACGAGUGGCGGGGUAACCACCGUUCUUUGCAUGGAGUGAUGAGCGGGGCCCCUGCACGGGGCACAGUGCCCCGACGUCAAAGACGCCAUCAUCAUCAUCAUCACCAUCAUCAUCACCAUCAUCAUCAUCAGAAACAUCAAAAACACGCUCGAAAGGAGCCUUCCGAGGAACCGGAAGAGAAACGACCAAAGGUCAACCCGAUAUUCCUCUGGGCCUCUCAAAGAGAACAGAGGAUAGUCGAGGUUAGAUGCGAGGAUUACGACAAGAGAAAUCGUAUAAAAUUAACGAAAACCGCGCAAGGAUGGCGUUCGAUACCGAGAACGACAUCCAACAUGUAUUCCACCGGUCUUGGUACGAAUCAAGAAAAGAAGACGACACCGGCGUGUACGUCUUCGAGUUCGAGCUUGAACGAAGAGAAAGAAAAUGGCGAGGCCGUAAUCGCAACUAUCAGAAAUAAUAAUUUAAUCGAUAAGGAAACGAUCGGUAAGAAACGCAGGUACGAAGAUUUUUUGAACGACGAGAAAUAUUCGCAGGAUUAUUUCCCAUUGGAUAAUCUCCAAAAUGGAGUCCGAGUUAUGGCGGAAUGGGAUAGGGAUCGAAGAAGAGCCUCUUGUUCGGAGGAGGAUGAGAGCGACGAGGAGGAUGACAACGAAGACGAUGAGAGAAAAAGGGACGACUCCUUCGCGUUGGACACUACGAAGGAUUGUCAAAAGGAGAACGAUAAAAACGAAAUCGAAAAAUUGCAAAAAGAUGUACACUAUCAGCCGCGAGUGGUCCUAGAACAUCUCCACUUAUCUCAGCUACCUGAUCAUCACCAUCGUAUUCUAUUAGAAACGAGUGAUAAGAUCAUUGCCGAUGACAAGGAUAUCGGUGAUAGUUACAACGAUGAUGAGAAGGACAGAGAAGAGGACGAAAAUCCGAAUAACGAAAGAGGAAAUGAAGAUAUCGGUGAGGAAGAUGAGGAUGAGGAUGACGACAACGACGACGACGACGACGAUGACGACGACGACGAUGACGACGACGACGACGAAGACGAAGACGACGACGAGGAGGAGGAGGAAGAAGAGGAGGAGGUGGAGGAGGAAGCGGAGGAAGAAGAGAUUAAUGACGAUAGCAAAAAAUGUCGAGGAAAUAAGGAGGGUAUUCAAGACAUAUUAAAUAUGAUAGAUGCCACAGCCUCACCCGUUUUAGCAACCGACACGCCCAGUGCCGACUUACCAAUGCACUCCACGAAAACUUUCGAAUUAGUUUUGAGCGAGAACGUAUAUCAAAAGAAGAUUAGCGAUAAGAAGAGCAAAGACUUGGAUCCUGCCUUACCUAGUGCGGUAAAGGGUAAAUCAAGGACAGACUUUAUAUCCAAUUAUCAAAAGGAAAAUGUUGAGAAUAAUGAUAAUAUUAAUGAUUGUGAUCAGUUGGAGGUACACGAGGAAAAGAUACUCGAACGUUGUAAUCCGAGCAUCGACGAAAGAAAGAAUCACGUAUCGAAGGAGCCUACUUUCGCCGCUUGCAAGAAUAAUGUCGAUAUGAAAUCUUGCAAAGUGGUAGAAGCUGACGGUGGUAUCAGUCGUUCCAAGUCCGAAGCAAAUCCUAUUCACAAAUGGAAAAACAACGUAGCUAUGAACGUAUCCGAAAUAGAUGAGGAAGCACCCGACGAACCAACGAAGAUUGAUUACAGUAGCAGUUCAAAGAUUUUGAAAGCUCUCAGAAAUACUCCAGGACUUUCGGUUUCCAUCACGACUGCUCAUCCCCAAGAGGGAACGAAAAAUUUAAUCGCACCUUCCUCCAGGCCGUCUUCGAAAAGUUCUUCGUCGAGCAGAUCCCCCGAUUCUCAAGCAGAAAACGUAGAAAGACUUUUGAAAGGUUCCAUGAUCGAUUACUCGUCAACGAGAUCGUUCGAUGUCCGUGGUCAAGCAUUGAAUUUACCUCGAAAUCUUCCUGGCUUAUCGAUCGUCAUACCGAAUUAUCGUUAUCGCAACGUAUCCAAUUCGCAAUCAACCACGAAUUCGACGUCUCCGAAAACGAAGGACAGGGUGGAAUCGCCAGAAAGUACGGUCAAUUUUCCAAAAGCUGACUUCCCACACGAGGAGGAGGAAGAGAGGGAUCUCGAGGACGACGAAGAUGAUUGCGAUUCUCAAGUCUUAGAGGAUCUUAGAAGACAAAAAGCUGAUUCUUUAGCUUACGAUAGCGUCGAUAGUGGCUGUUUUCGUAGAUCGAAUUCUAGGAAUAAUCAAGACGAUAGAAACACUCCUAUAGAAAGUAUUAAGGAUCGUACGGACAGUGGAUGGAAUAGUUCCGGUCGAAGUAGCGAAGCUCAAGCAAAGUGUAAGUAUCAGGACAUGGAACACUUUGACGAGCAGGUCCUCGAGGAACUUAGAUCUCGCGGUACCGUCGUUUCGCCCCAACCUAGUGGUAUCCCAUGUUCGCCUGCCUCCAAAAGGCCUUCCUCGGCGUACUUGGAAAGACUAUUACCUAGCCCACCUUGUUCGGUGUCCUGUUCGGAGGAUGCCAAGAACGAUUUGACUUUAAAGGGUAUCUUAUCGUCUCCAAGUUGUCUGGAGAAUAAAGAUUAUGAUAAGAACAGGGAAACUACGUCGAAUCGAUCCGAGCCUGGAUCCAACGAAUAUAUGACUAAUCGAUCGGACUAUUCCAAAGAUAACGAAAGAUCCAACGGUAGUACGCGUAGAACGGUACGAACCUUCCACGAACAUCCGAACGUUCAGAACCAAGAGAUAAAGAAUACAGGAAGACCGAUGUCGAGCGGUGAUAUCCAUAGUACUUUCUUCGUAAACGAUCGUACUGCGGUGAAAAAGCCAAUGUCGGCCGAAUGGACGAUUAAUCGGUUAAGAAAACAGGCAGGUUAUCAUAAAAUUUUAGUACGAUCCAGAAUGCAAUCGGCUGAAUAUCAAGAAGCUUACGCGACGUCGACUAGCACUGACAAACUCUUGGACCCAGCCAGUCAACUCAGAGAGCUGAUAGAAACGUCCGGUCACUUAAUACCUGAUCCCCUUUUAGUACCGCGCGAUUAUCUUCCAGCUUUGGCCGCAGCACCGGCUACUGAAAUUCCAAAACUUUUAACCUCGAGACCGGAAUUAAGAUUACCAGAAGCGUUAACGAGGCCGGAUCUAUUAAGAGAUCCAGAUUUAUUAGUGAUAUCUUUGACUCAUCUACAACACGUGCUCGAUCACGGAGAAGGUCCUGUCUCCAGGUCACGACAAGUCCAAUCCAGGAUCGGCAAUGGCGUUAACAAAGGAUCGAGUCACGCUAACAACAACGGUACCAGGAACGGUACGCAAAUAAGGCCCAAGCUUAGUUGCAAGCCUAUCGGCACACUGAUGCCGGCGCCCAUCGAUCUCUCUAGCAAUCGCCGCUCCAGCCCUUAUCCGCCAUUACUCAGGGUACGAACUGGAUUGCUCAAACAGGAGCCGGAAGUAAGUUCGACAGCGAGUUCGCCGGAUGAUUCGCAACUUUGGCAUCCCCUUUUUGGCAGCGAGGACGACGCUUUGCAGCGAGGAGGAUCGAUCGAGGUAGCGUUGCUCCGCACGUGCGCAGAUCACGUUCUCUCGCAUGCUGAGGCCACCACGUCACUCCUCGCCGAGUCAAAAGAGGCAACAUCAGCAACACCAGCAACAACAUCAGCAACAUCAGCAUCAGUAUCAGCAUCAGCUUCCACAUCAAAACUCUCAUCAGAAUCAGAAUCAGAAUCAGAAUCAGAAUCAGAAUCAGAAUCAGAAUCAGAAUCAGAAUCAGAAUCAGAAUCAGCAUCAACAUCAGCAUCAGAAUCAUCAUCAGCAUCAGCAUCAGAAUCAUCAUCAGCAUCAGCAUCAGCAUCAACAUCAGCAUCAACAUCAACAACAUCAGCAUCAGCAUGCCUCUUGAGAAAAGAAUUUAAAUUUAUUUACAUUAAAAUGGCAGAAACUAGUACAGAAAGUACCGCAAAAAUUAGGAAAGUAGUAGAUGCUGAAGAAACUAUAAAUGCAAACGCUAUGUGUUUAGUGAAUAAAGAAACAAAGUCUAACGAAGAAGAACCAGAACAAAUAUCAUCUUUAGAAGAAAAUGAUAAUAACGAGAAAUCUUCAAAUUCCACUGAUGCAUUCCCAUCGCCUACAAAAUGCAGCGAAGAUAUCACCUUGAAAAAUACAAAAGAUAACUCUUGCGUACCUUGUUCUACCAAUGACAAUACGUUAAAAAUUGACAAACCGACAAAUCAAGUUAGCACCGUAAAGGAUGUUGAAGACACUGUGCAAGAGAAAAUCCAAGAAAAUAGUUCUGAAAAUGAAAAUAGUAACAUCGCAAUGGUCUCCGAAGAAGUUGAAAAGUCCAACGAAGGUGUAGAGGCAGAUUGUAAGGACGAGAAACAUACGGAUACGGAACAAACGACCGAUCGUUUGGAAUCUCUAAUGACUGAUGCGAGUGAAGGAAAGGUGCUUGAAAAUGUAGAAAUAAGGAAAGAGAUUAAUAAGGAUAAUUUUAAUACGGACGACGAGCUUUCCAUGGAAGAAGAAGCGCGAGAAUUAAAAAAAGAAUCGAUCGAAAAGAAAACGUCCGUAAAGAUCGACGAAGAAUUAGAAGUUGGGAUAGUCGGUCCACCUACCGCGGUUAGUGAUCUGAUAAACGAGGAAGAACUGCAUGGAGAAUCUGCUUUAUCGGCAGAGGAAAAGGUUCAGGAUCACGUUGCGGAAUGGGUUCAAAAAUCUGUCGCUACGGAAGUUUUAAUUACCGGCGAAAUUGAAGAAGAAGAAAACGAAAUCCCAAGUAAUUGUCGACGAAGAAGAAGGAAUCUCAGAGAUAGGAGAAGUAGAAAGAGAGAAAACGAAGAUCUUCCUUCGGUGUCUACCAGAAAAUCCCAAAGGAUCGUCAGUAACAUCAUAAAACGAAGUAUUAAAUGUUUGAACAAGAUGCACGCGAUGGAAGGUUCCGGUGGAAACGGGAAGAAGGUGGAUGCUGCGGAGAAGACGAGAGAGGAGGAUUCGUCUAGAACGUCACCGAAAGUCCCUCAAAAUCAACAAAAUGGUGCAGCACUUCCGGAAGAAACCGCAGCAGCAUCAACGACGACCGCGGAUCGUCUUCGAUCGUCGUCGAUAAAGAAGGAACCUUUAUGCGACACGGAUUUAGAAACGGCGGGAAAAGCUUUGUCCUCGUCCGAUGGUUCGCAACAAAAGGAACGUGCACCUACGCGUUCUCUGAAAUCCGAGGUAGCUGAAAGUAGCAGAAAACGUAAAUCAACGGACGGACAGCUGUCCUCUAAUGGCAAUUCCGCACCGAAAAAGUUCUGCCUUGAACAAAGAGAACAAUAUAUAUCGUUUGUCGUUGGCUGUGAGAAACUUAGCGCCGAUGAACUCGCCGUAAGAGCUGACCAACUACGCGCUGAAGUUCAGGCCCUUGACGAGCUAGCCCGUGCCAAAGAAAUGGAAUGGAAUGAAAUCUUAAGUAUGAGAAAGCUUAAAGAAGAGGCGUACCUGAGAGUUGAAAGGAGGAGGCAAGUUUUAGGAUUCAUGGAAGGAAACAGGCAGCUGGGAGAAACCUUACCACCAGCGAGUUUAUCUUUGGGACCGGAAUGGGAAAGCAGCGAUAGCACGACGCCCGUGCCUAAAGAGAAAUGUUCUUUCGAAUCGAAGGAAGACGUUCCCGAAGAAACCUCUCAAGAUUUACCAGCUUAUAAGAAAGACAAGAGUUCAAAAGCGUCGUCACAUAGACAAGUAACACCACCUAAGCAAACCGGCGAGAAUGGACGAAAACAAACAGAAGCGAUGAGCCCUGAAAAUAGACAAAUUGGGGAAGGUCGCCAGGGCACAAUCGUUGAUGUUCGAUCCAUUAUCGCUGACUACAGACUUAGACAUCCGGAAAUGGUACCACGAAGGGGUCGGAGAAUGAGGAAUUCGGUAAACGUCGGUUUGGGUGCGGGCGGAGCUAUGGUCGAAACCGGGCACAAUGUAGACUCGCGACCAUCCAGUACAGAUUCCUGUAAAAGCAAUCCAAAUGCCACUGAUCCUAACAAUUCCAUGAGCUUCAAAGACGUGCUCGUUCAAUUUGCAAAGUUGAGCCAGCAACAGGGGGAACCGGUGAAAACGCCCCAGAAUUAUCCGGAUGUAACUUUGCAUCCUGUAGCGCCAUCAGCGACCCCGCAAACUACGCAAACUCAGUCGACUGGUUCAUUACUUCAUGGAAUUCUCACUAAAUCGCAAUCUCCUAGACCAACCACCUUUUCACCCACUUUAGCCAGGUUACUCACAGCUCCUGAAAGGGAAAGGAGCACUCCUACCGUUACGUCUAUACCACAGCAAAGUACUGCAACCCAACACCUUCUACAAGCGUAUCAAGGCUCUAAUCCAGUUUCCAUUAGUGAUCUCCUAUCUUCUUCCAAGGCAAGAACAGAAAUAACCAUUACGCCAGUUGUCAAUACAGCGGUGCAAUCUCAUUCUAAUAAUUUAAUUCAUGUGGAGGAUGUGGAGGAAGAAGCUGCUGUUAUAGAGGAUAGAGAAACCCGAAUUUCUUCCGGUGGAAGGGAUACCAGAGACGACAGGGAUAGUCCACCACGUUGUCAAGGUUGCCACGAACGUGCUGCACAGUUCGUGUGCGCUGGCUGUGGUAAUCAGUGGUAUUGCAGUCGCGAAUGUCAAGUCGCGGCAUGGGACGAACACUCCGAAGUGUGUUCUGGCUAAAACUGAAGCAUUAAAUAUUUCACUUGAGUAUUUAAAUACUUUUUGAAUAGACAGGUGAAACAACCUGUACAACUAAGAAUGAAUCUAGUCAAGAAACGAAGGUCAUGAGCUUGAUUCUUAACGAGCAAGAUAUGGAAGAAGUGUUAUAAGAACAUUGUAUAUUUUUAAGAGUGUUUAAGUAUGUUUAAUCUGUAAAAAUUGAACGAUGACAUUAAUUUCAAGACGGAAUGAUUGCCAAAUUUCCUGUGUCACGCUACAAGUUAUGAAUGUAGCAUAGAGAAAAGUCUUAAACGUGUUUAGAAGUAACAAAGAUCGAAAUGUAAAGGUCAUUGCUUUACUGUAACCGUUGCAUUGCCUUUAUUUGAUAUUGGGAUUACGAAAGUCGAUUUUUUAAGCAAACAUAAAACACUACUGUUCGAUCGAAACUUCAAGCAUUUAACAAUGUAUCACUAAAGAACUUACUCGCAUUCAACGGAACGAUCUACCUGUAACAUUACGUAUUCACUUAAAGUACUUUUUAUGAAAUCAAUUCUCCUUAAUAACCGUUAAAAUAUAUUUCAUUGAUACGGACGAUUUCAUUCGGUCCCUUCAAACUUGUAGUUUCAUAAUUUAUACCAACUUGCUGUUUACGCUAGUCCAGAGUUUUCAACAGUUUCAAGAAAUUCUAAUGAAAAACAGAAGAAUAUAUUUGUUUAUAAACGGAUCUAAGAGAGAGCACAAAAAUGUAGCUUACGAUACUGUAUAUAAUUUUAUACGAGUUACCAAGAGAUCGUUCAAGCUCGAAUUUUAAAGAUCAAUUAACCGUGUGCCAUGUGUCAAAUUCGUUUAACGUGGGCGGCUUUACAUGUUGGUACAAUUCAAUGUAUGGAUUAUAAUCGGAAAUGUUUUUAUAAUCUUAUUGCUUUCUUUACACCUUUUCUUUUUUUUUUUUUUUUUUUUUUUUUUAAUCCUGUAGAUUUACAUUAUAAGAAGACAAUUGCAUUUUAACUUGAAUGCAUAGAAACAAAUUUUUUUCUCGACCGUAUCUUUUAUUCGUUCUAAAAUAUACGUACGCGCGUAUCGCAGACACCGUAUUUUAUACCACAUUUGUUACCAUAUAAAGUUUAGAUUUAAUAGAUCUUUAGCUUUAGUAUAGAUUUAAGCCGUUGUUUUGUAACUACGUUGAAACGUAUUGAAAUGUUUUAAGUUGUUUUCUUUCUCUUCUUUUUUUCCUUCUGUUUCUUUUUUUCUUUUUUUCUUUUUUUUUUUUUUUUUUUUUUUUUAACUAGCAUGUUACCCGACAAUGAUGGUCCCAGACAAUGUAUAGCCCAAAGUUCCUACAGGUACACAACAUUAUAUAUAUUUUUCCCAAUUACAAAGCAAACCAAAAUAAAGUUUUUAAUCGUAAAAA